GCCCGGGCCUUUGCGGAGGAGCAUGGCAUCCGCCGGUGCGUGGCUGCUUCCGUGGUAGACGAGGAUGCGCCGCAGGACUACGGCGUCUCGGGUUUGCCUCACCACACCGUGAUCGGACCGGACGGCAAGGUCUUCAGGAACUACGAGGUCGACUUGCCCAAGGAUCUCGAGUCGCUCUUUUCUACUGGCGAGGCCGAAGAGCAAGUGGUGCCAAAGAAGAGCCGCGUCUCGGACGAGUUCAAGCGGCUGGAGAAGGAAGAUCCCAUCCUCAAGGAGAACCCGCAGCGAUGGGUGAUGUUCCCGUUGAAGUACACGGAGGUUUGGGAGAUGUACAAGAAGCACGAG
Molecule: messenger RNA, 345 nt
Organism: Symbiodinium necroappetens
Lineage: Eukaryota; Dinophyceae; Suessiales; Symbiodiniaceae
Source: the annotation of a GenBank genome assembly